AAAAAAAGUUAUUCUUUCCAGAUAGCCAUACCUUAAUGCAGUGACUGUUUUGCUUGUUACCUUAGAGUUCUCUAAUUCUUUUACUUUAAACAGCAGUGGGUUAAAACGUUUUAGGUACCUUGACUCAUUGGUGUGGAAAAUAUAGUUUGGUCCUGGGGGCGAUUUGGUGUCUCCGAAAUAUGCACGAGGUGCUUGCCUGGCCUAAUUGUAAGGGCUCAGUCCUGCUUUCAAACGGAGCAAUUGUUUUGAAUGAUUAAAAGGAGACUUUGUGCCCCUGUUUUCUAAGUUCUGGAUAAUUCACCAUGGUUUGUUUCAAUUUGUAUUUCAUCUUCUUAGCUGGUAUUUGCUUUCUCACCUCUGAUCCGGAUUUCCUCAUCUUCUGUUCUGAGAUCGGCUAGUUUGCUGUUGUCUGUGCUCCUUUUGAGUCAGGCUUGCCCCUUGUUUUUGGUUGGUUUGGUACUGUCACCCUCACCCUGCUCAUCUAGCCCCUCUCUUCUGCUGUCUAAGCAUUCUCUUACCUCCUUUAGAUGGGAAAUCAAAACUCACACUUCUUCUUUUUUAUAAAUAUUGACCCUUACUCAUACAUGUGCCUGUCCCACAAUCUGUAUAGGAUUUUAAGGAAACAGAGCAGCAGCUACAACAAAAUGGGGAGAAGAAAUGAGACCUGUGGUAACAGCCUACGUGUGUCAAACAUCUCUCAGGAGAACUUAUCUCACUGGAAUUUGGAUUCAGAAGUGCCUGUUCCUGAAAACAAAAUCCUCCCAGCUGGAAGGGAUAGAGCAGCAGGUGAACUAUUUGGAAAUUCCAGUGGAGCAGCCGAUGCCAGAACCUAAUUUGUCGGCACAUACUCAAAAAAGUACACAGAAUAGUAACCAAGGGAUCUUUCAAUUAUGGAAUUGUGCUCUUAAUGAAGGAAGUACCAUAGAGAAGAGGGAAUUCAAAAAAUCUUCAGUGGAACCUGGCUUUAAUGUAACCAGUAAUCCUAUCAGGGUCUUCACUCUGGGCCACCCAUUCACAAGCACUUCAGCUGACGAGCAGGUUGGUCCUUACCCUGGACUGCCGCUGCCACUAGGUCUCUGCUGGCCCCAGGCUGAUGGAGACUUUUUCAAGAACAGAAAUGAGAUUCAAUUUAGUUCAUGUUCAACUAUAGAAAACAACGAUGGUGAAACGUUACCUGCUCCAAAUUGGAAUUUGAAACACGGAAGCAGCAGUGUGGAAGAAAAUCUAACAGAUGAAAGUGACUUAUCAGAAAAUGAGAAAGCAAAUGAUACUUUACUUAGCUCUUUUAAAAAGGUGGACCUGAACUUGAAGCCAGAAACAAUAACAAAUGUUGAGGAACCUUUCACCGAGGAGCCAAAUGAAGUAUUUCCAUAUCCUGAUUUUCUCCCUCCUGCUUUCAGUACUCUAGACUUGCACAAUUUAGCCCUCUCCAAAUCUGACAAUUGGAAAGCGACAGUGGAACCUGCAGAAAGCUCUAUUGAACACUUGAUAACUCGUUUACUGGAACUAGAACGAUUACAACAUAUGACUAUUCAAAAAGAGAGGCCAAGACUACCAGCGACUUUCUGUACUCCGGCAGUUACUGAACGACCCUCUUCCUCCAAAGCUACACCAAAAGCGAGACAGCUAAAACUUUGUGACUCUUUGAGUCUUCAGAUACCUUGUGUAGAUAAAAGUCAAGAAAGAAGUAAAAACAACUCUGGUUCUUGCAAACUUGAGCAAAAUGCUUUAAAAUGGAAUUGGAGCAAUGCUGGCAAAUAUAAAUGGAAUACCAGACCACCGCCUCUAAAAAGUUCUUCCACCACAAAACAAUUGACUGAAACUUAUAAGAAUCCCAAAAGUUAUAUUUUAAAUCCAUGCCCAGAACUUUCAUCCAAGCCUACUACUGGCCAAACAACUCAAUCACUGCUUAAAAUGGUCUCCACAAGAUGUCUGCCAUCGAGGUCUCUAAUGCCAGUUUCACCUAUACCUCUGUCUUUUCCCGAAAAUCAGAAGGAAGAAAUUAAGGCACCGAAGAGAAACUUUGGGACCAAAAAGAAACUUUACCGACAAAACACAGUGUUGAAUAGACCGUUCUCUAUUCAGAAGCUAAACUGUUUGUCACCUUCCCUUAUUGCUAAGGAUAAGUGCUGCUCAUCCAUUGAACAAAAAUAACUCUUUUCUUUCAUACAUCUCAGUGUGAACAGAUCUAUUCUAAGAAGCCCAACUAAGAUAUGGUUAAUUAUUCCAAGACACAGGUACUGUUAACAAUCCCCCAAAAUCACCAAACGGUUGCUUGAUGUGAUAUGGAGUGGAACUUGUGAAAAGCACUGCUGAGAUGUCUAUAUAUAAACCCACAGGCUUCUAUACUGACAUAUUUGACAAUCUUUUGCAUGUUGUGUUUCAAAUAAAUGGUUCACUUAGUAGACUAUUCUAUUCAAAAGGCUGUUGUUUUUUCAGUGAUUGUUUUCCAGCAUCAUUCCAUCAAUAAAUGGUAUAAUUGACUUAUUGCAGCUGUAGUUCUUGUUAUGUCAUCAUGAGUUGAUUUUUUAAAAGGUCUUUCCCACUCUGGUAUCAUUUUUUUUCUUUCUUUCCUGUGCCCUCAUCUCCACAGAUCUAUCAUUUUGACCUAUCCUUUGGGCAUUUACUUAGCCCUGAAAAGCUAAAGAAGUUGUUGUUCUAUUAAUGUACAAGAUCCUCUAGAUCUCCCUAGCUCCUCCCAAAUCCUUAGAAAUUUUCUAUGUCCCCGGCCUUUCUUUGUCAUAUACAUGAAAGAUUGUUCUCUUUGGGGCCCAACUACAGGUUUAGGCAUGAAAUAACCCUCUUCCACUCAGACCCAGUAUUUUUUAAAUGUUGAAGAAAAAAAUGGGUAAGAUCACUGUCCACAGAGCAGCCAAAAUGUCAUGUUACUAGAAUUUUUUCCAGGCUCUGCACUGCUGGAAGUCUUAAGGUUAGUUGAAAUUCAUUCAGCCAACACAUAACUCAUUAACUAGUGAAAAAGGAAAACUACAUGACUGACAAACUUACUGCCCCUAAGAAUCAAGGAAACAAAAUAGAGUCCUAGCUUCUAUUGCAGGCCCUCUGAAACACAGUCUUUGGAAGUGGGACCCAUGGACACACACUAUAAACAAACAUUCUAGGUGAUUUUAAUGCAGGUGGUUCUUGGAUCAUACUUUGAAAGAUGUGAUGAAAGGAUUGAUGUCACAUACAUAAAUCAGGGGUUCAGAUAUUUGGGGAUAUACUGUGUUUGGGUUUUAAGUGGAUGGUUGGUGAAUUAAAAUUAAUUUUUCUAAAACUUUAAAAAAUACACGAUUAAAACUUCAACCAUUACCCAAAGGUACCAAAUGAAAAGUAAAAGGCAGCUGGGCACGGCGGCUCACACCUGUAAUCCCAGCACUUUGGG
Messenger RNA from Cercocebus atys (sooty mangabey), 3382 nucleotides. It is a transcript of the gene FAM217A, whose product is annotated as family with sequence similarity 217, member A. The record is from RefSeq and is a predicted model, not a curated record. Lineage: Eukaryota; Metazoa; Chordata; Mammalia; Primates; Cercopithecidae. The transcript is spliced from 5 exons. Bases 658 to 2154 code for a protein of 498 amino acids.